Xiphias gladius (swordfish) is the source of this 1353-nucleotide messenger RNA. RefSeq names its product NIMA-related kinase 12 (gene nek12). The transcript has 2 exons. Gene Ontology annotation, molecular function: protein kinase activity; ATP binding. Gene Ontology annotation, biological process: protein phosphorylation. NCBI's taxonomy places the organism in Eukaryota, Metazoa, Chordata, Actinopteri, Istiophoriformes, Xiphiidae. The record is from RefSeq and is a predicted model, not a curated record. The coding region runs from base 1 to 1353 and encodes 450 amino acids.
AUGGAGAGGUACGAGCGGGUUCUGUGUUUGGGCCGCGGAGGAGCGGCGGACGUGUUCCUCAUGAGGCACGUGGAGCGGGAGAGCCUGCACGCGGUGAAGAGGCUGAAAGCGGAGGACGCGAGGGCAGCAGGCGCACAGAGAGCUGCUCUCCAGGAGGCUGACAUCCUCAGGAGGCUGGAGCACCCGCACAUAGUGGCAUGCAGCGACGCCUUUGUCCACUCUGGUGAUGGGUUGAUUUACAUCGUGAUGAGCUAUUGUGAGGGCGGGACCUUAGAUGACAGAGUGAAAGGGAGGAAGCCGGGGGAGUUUUUCACAGAGGACACCGCGAUGGGGUGGUUCGUGCAGGUGACUAUGGCUGUAAAUUAUAUACACGCGGCGAAAAUACUACACAGGGACAUCAAAACCUCAAAUGUGCUGCUAACAAAGCGAGGUGUGGUAAAGUUAGGGGACUUUGGGAUAUCCAGACUAAUGAACAACACCGCCGAUAUGGCCUCCACAUGUGUUGGGACACCCAGCUACCUCAGUCCUGAGCUUUGCCAGGAUGUCCCAUACAGCUCCAAGUCCGAUAUCUGGGCUCUCGGCUGUCUGCUUUAUGAGAUCUGCUCUCUCAGACCCCCAUUUGCAGCCACAAACCUCCUGAGUCUGUCAUACAAGAUCACCAGAGGGGAGUACGAUCCUUUGCCCGACGUGUACUCGGACCACGUCUCCUCUUCGAUAGAAAGGAUGCUCUGCCUCGACCCAGAAAACAGGCCCAGCGCUGCCUGCAUACUUAGCAGUGCCUAUGUGCAGGAUCACCUAGAGAACAUCACACACACAGAGACUGACUGUGCUCCUGUGACUGAAUCUAAAGGGGAGAGCUGUGACAUUAGUACAGAAGGAAAAAACACAGACACUGGCACCACACUGGGGCCACACGUUCUCAGUCAGUCCCACUUAUGGGAAGAGAAAAAAGACACUAUGGAGGGCAGUCUCAGUGACGUGGAGGACGAAGAUUGUGAUGCUUUGUGUGUUGGAGGACAGAACCACUGUGACUGCCACUAUCCCGAGGACUUUGAUGAGGAUGAAAGCUUGUCCUCUCCAGAAGUUCACAGUGAACGCUCGGGGUCUCCGAUGAGCAGCGAUUCUGCUGAGCCCAUUGUAUUUCCAGAGCUUCCUGACAUUUCAGAACAAGUUGACUAUCCAGAUGACUUUGAGGAUGACGAGGAGGGGGAGGAUUACGAGGAUGAAGCAGACUCAGUCCACGCUGCUGCUCCUCAGCGGCCACAUGACGAUGAUGGACUUGAGGAAGAGUUUCAGCUCUGUGAUGCUGGAGGACUGAGCAUUACACUGAAAGCAUUGAAGGAAAAGGGCUAA